AUGACGACGAGAGGAGGCAGAUCGGAGAAAGUAAAGAGGAUUUUCCAGCAAUUCGACGGAAACCGCGACGGCGGGUUAAACCGGGAAGAGAUGUCAUCCCUCGUCGUCUCCGUUAACCCUAGAGUGAAAUUCAUCGACGAGCAGAUCAGCGCGAUCCUCGACGAAGUAUUCCGAACCUACGCCGAAUUCAUCGACGGUGACAAAGGAUUAACCUACGACGGUCUUCUCCGAACUUACGACGACGGCGCCGGAGACGUCGAUCGCGAUUUCGACGCUCUAGGAAUCGAAUUCACCGCCGCCGACGAGACAAAGCGCUCGGAAGCUUCGUCGUCUUCGAUCACCGACGAGAGAGCCGUCGAAUCACAGAAACAGAGAACCGCGGUUUCGCCGAACCACGGAAUCGUAUUCGACGACACGUGGAAGCUCGUCGACGACUUGGAGAGUCUCCUCAAGAGACUGAAAUCGAAAGACGGGAAAUUGAAAUCCGAUAACAACAACAACAACAACAACGUCGACGCUUUCUCCGACGCCGGAUGGUCUAGAGAGCUAGGUCCGUCUUCAGAUAUCUCCGAUAAGAGAAUCAUCGUUACACUCGAAGAAUCAAGUCACGAUUACACAGUCUUCGUCAAAGAAUUAGGAGUCCUGAGAAGCAGAGCAGACGGAGCUAGGUCAAAGGAAGAAGCUUUCGACGGACACAUAGCGAUUGGUAAAGUCUUGCACGAUCACCAGCUCUUCAAAGAAGCUCUCGUCAGCUUCAAGAGAGCUUGCGAGCUUCAGCCAACAGACGUGAGACCUCAUUUCAGAGCUGGCAACUGUCUCUACGGUUUAGGGAGGUUUAAAGAGUCGAAAGACGAGUUCUUGCUUGCGAAGGAAGCUGCAGAGUCCGGUGGUAGUAGUCAAUGGAGUUACUUGCUUACACAGAUUUACGUCAAUCUUGGAAUCGCACUUGAAGGAGAAGGUAUGGUUUUAAGCGCUUGUGAGUAUUACAGAGAAGCUGCGAUUCUCUGUCCAACGCAUUACAGAGCGUUGAAGCUUUUAGGUAGUGGUUUGCUCGGUGUUGGUGAGUGUAGAGCCGCUGUGAAGGCUUUAGAGGAAGCUAUAUUCAUGAAACCGGACUAUGCGGACGCGCAUUGCGAUUUGGCUUCGUCGCUUCAUGCGUUGGGUGAGGAUGAGAGAGCGGUUGAGGUUUUCCAGAGAGCGAUAGAUUUGAGGCCUGGUCAUGUGGAAGCUUUGUAUAACCUAGGAGGGCUUUACAUGGAUCUAGGUAGGUUUCAGAGAGCUUCUGAGAUGUACGCUAGGGUUUUAGCCGUGCGGCCUAAGCAUUGGCGAGCUCAGGUUAACAAGGCUGUGUCUUUGCUUGGAGCUGGAGAGAGUGAAGAAGCGAAGAGAGCGUUGAAGGAGGCUCUGAAGAUGACUAACAGAGUUGAGUUGCAUGACGCGAUCUCUCAUUUGAAAGAGUUGCAGAAGAAGAAGAAGGUGAAUGAAGAAGGUCCGUUCGUCGUUGUGGAGCCUUCUAGGUUUAAGACUGUGGGAGAGAAGACGACUCUGAGACCUGAUUUAGCGAUAGCUAUUGAGAUUAGAGCCUUCCAGAGAGUUACAAGGCUUGGGAAAUGCGACGUUGAAGGGAUAAGAAGAGAGAUGAGAAGGAACGACGUUCCUGUGUCUUACUCCGGGAACGGAAGGCCGACGAAAUCUAUCCGGAAACCUAACUUGGAAGAGAUUCUCCGGCGGUUGUUGAACGUUCUGAAACCGGAAACGUUCCAAGGAGCGGUUAAGGCUAUUAACGAGAAGAUCUUGUCGGUUCUUGAUGAUUCAGGGUCGGGAAGAGUUGAUUUAGGUUUGUUCUACGCGGUGGUUGCUCCUUUGUGCGGUGGCCAUCCGGAUAAACGGAAAAGAGUAGCGUUCGAUGCGCUUCUUUGGAGACCUGUGAACGAAGGAGGAAGCUCUCAGAUUACGAGAAGGGAUGCUGUCAAGUACAUCAAGCUUUUGAGAGCUAUCUACAUACCGUCACAAGGUAUGAGCGAGAUGUUGGAAGUUCAUGGAGAAGGUGGUGAUGAUACUUCGUCGUCGACGGUAACGUUCAGCGAGUUUCUUGGGAUGUACGAUGAUUUGGAGUGGGGGUUUGGUAUCAUGUCGACGGUUGUGAGACUAGAAGCGAGAGAUAGGAAUCGACAUGGGAACCAGGUUUGUUCGGUUUGUCGGUAUCCGGUUAUUGGAUCUCGGUUUAAGGAAGUGAAAACCGGGUUUAGUUUGUGUAACCAGUGUUACAGUGAAGGGAAAGUUCCUCCGACGUUUAAACAGCAGGAGGAAUAUAGGUUCAGAGAGUAUGGGAGUGAAGUUGAAGCCAUGAAAGCUAAGUGUGUUUGUUUUUCAAUGCAGUCUCAUAAAAAACCGAUUGCCACUUAG
Messenger RNA from Microthlaspi erraticum, 2406 nucleotides. The record is from the annotation of a GenBank genome assembly. NCBI's taxonomy places the organism in Eukaryota, Viridiplantae, Streptophyta, Magnoliopsida, Brassicales, Brassicaceae.